Messenger RNA from Ostreobium quekettii, 2769 nucleotides. Lineage: Eukaryota; Viridiplantae; Chlorophyta; Ulvophyceae; Bryopsidales; Ostreobiaceae. The record is from the annotation of a GenBank genome assembly.
AUGUGGGGAAACCUCGGCGGAAACCUUGGCGGACUGGCCAAACUGGGGGAGAACCUUGGGGAGGCGAUCCAGAAGGUCAAGAACGAGGUGGAGCUGUGGGAUGAGUCGGUCAGGCGCGGGAUGGACAUGGCGUCGAGCACAGCCAAGGCCGUGGAGAGCUCGCCUGUGAAGCGGGGUGAGGACCGCCGUGCGGGGACAGGACAUGACAAGAUGAGAAGCAUUCCAAGAGAAGCUCCAAAGCCCAAUGCACACUUGCUGGACGGCGCUAAUCCUGGGGAGAACGUGGAGGCCCCGCGCAGCCACUUGGGAACAGCACACAGUCAAGCCCAGCCAGAUUCCGGGUCUGACAGGGGAGAGAGGACAAUUGCAGAGCCGGGCAGUGUUUGUUCAACAGAGAAUGGCAAGCCUGUUCCUGCUGACAAGGCUACCAAACUCUCCCAGCUCACCCAGAGCAGUGCUAGCUCUGAGCAAGCGGAUAACGUUGAAAGCACUGCUGCUUCUGUCGAUGCUGUCUCGUCGAUGCAGCAACAAUCAACAAACGCAACCAACGGUGAAGCAGCAUUGCCAGUGAACGACGGUUCAUCAGGACCUGGCAGCAGCACAGGUGACCAAGAGCCCUCUCCAAAGAGGGCAGAGGCAUUCGCGGAACGAGAGGUGGCAAACCCUGAUUGUGAGUCGCCUGCAGAAUUUGGGGGUGGCGACCCAGCAUGUGCCCCCCCAUCUGCUGGUGAGUCCGAAGGGAAUCCUGCUACCUCGACUGCACCGGGCAUCACAAGCAAUGGCACGCUCUCAGAUGCAGCACAGGAAGAAACUGCUGAAGCGUGUGUGGAUGUGGAUCCUCCUGCCGACGGGGCCUCAGGGGAUGUUCUGGAUGCAGAAAUAUGUAUUGGGAACGAUGCUGAGGGAAGGGCAGAUGGUGAGAGCGGAUCAGGCAAUGCUGGUGCCAAGUCUGUAGAUGCUGCUGAGACUGAAGCUGUGGCUGCCAAAAUCCGUGCUCUACAGGCCACCCUGGCAGCCCGUGAAGACCAGUUGGAGCGCCAGGCCCAGCAGAUGGCGCACAUGCGAGAGGCCCAGGCACAGCUGCAGGCACAGAAUGAGGAACUGGAGUUGCAUGCAAAAGAACUCGAGGAUGACAGUCUCCAGAAAGAGUUUGAGCAGAGGCUCGGAGCUGCGGAACGCAAGGUCUAUGCACUCACGAAGGAAAGGGAUGCCCUUAAACGUGGGUCUGGAAAGCUCACAAGCGCGAACGAGCUCUUGAAAGAAAAGGAUGACAUAAUUCAGCAGGUAAUGGAGGAAGGUGAGAAGCUGUCCAAAAAGCAACUUGAGCUUGAGAGUGCACUGAAGAAACGAAGUGCUCGAGUUCGAGAGCUUGAGGCACUGCACGAAAAGCUCAAGGUCCAGCUGUCAAGUGAAGCAGCUCGUUAUGAACAAGCCCUCAUGGAGAAAUCGGAUCUUGCUAGAAAUUUGCAGCACACGGAGGAGAUGCACAAGGCUGACCUUGGCGUGUUGAAGUCCAAGUACCAGACCAUGUUGAACGAGGCACACGAGGCUCAGGCUGCUGCAGAGUCUUCUGCCCGGGCAGCUGCCCAGGAAGGUGCCUCUCACAAACUGCGCGAAGCGGAAGCCCAAGUGCAGACACUCUCAGAGACAACAACAGAGCUGAGGACUGCACUGAACAGGCUACAAAUGGAGGCAGAGCUGAAGGAGCACAGAUUGAAGGAGGAGAUAAGCAUGCUGGAGUGCCGGUGCCAAGGGGCAGAGACACGGCAUGAGGAGCUUGCUGCAAAGUUCCCUGCCGCCACUCAGCCACUACUGCGCGAAAUCGAGGCUGCUCGUACAGAUGCUGAGACGCAGGCAAAGGUGUGGGCAGAAUCAGAGCGAUCAUUGAUGGAGCAGCUUGAUCAAGCAGAGGCACAAGCAGCCCUUGCGAUGGAGAGAGAGAAAUUGGCUUCAGAGAGAGUGCAGUCGCUCCGGCAAGGCCUGUCAUCAAUGGAAACCUCUCAUGAAGACCAGAAGAGGACCAUUGAUUCGAUGACUCACCGAAUUGACGAGCUUCAGCAACAAAAGACUGCUGCAGAGUCAGAGGUGCACAGCCUUUCUGAAAAGGUGGAGGACUUGCAAGAACAGAUGUCUAAGAGAAGACAAGAUGCAAAGGAGGCUGUGGACAAGUUGAAGUCUGAGUUUGCAGCAGAGCAUGCAGCCCGCGCUGCUGCGGAACAAGCUCAAAUGGACAGCGCUGAGAGACUGAAGGAGGCGCAAGGGCAGGUAGCAAAGCUGCAGGCCGAAGUGGAAAGGUGCAAGACUCAGGGGAAUAGCAGUGGCGAUCUUGCGGGAGAUGCUGGAUCUGCAGGCAGUGCACCUUCCCAGAAGGGUCAGGGAGUUUCUGAUGGUCCUGCACGUCAAAUACCUUCUUCCAGCAGCCUGAGUUCCAACGGGGAGAGGGCCUCACGAUUGCCCAAAGAAUAUGGGCUUGAGACACUGGCCCAGCAACUGCGAUCGGCAGAGGCAACAAGAGACAGGCUCGCAGAGGAGCUGGUGAGGGAGUCCCAGCGGGCAGAAAGUGCCACCUCUGCACUGAUCGACUUGGAGCGGCUCAAGGAGCAGCACAGGGACCUUGAGAGCCGGUAUGCCGCAGCAGUCGAGCUCCUCGGCGAGCGGGAGGAGCAGCUGGAGGAACUGAGGGCCGACCUGCAGGAUGUGAAGGAACUGUACAAGGAGCAGAUAGCCUUCCUGACUGAGCAGGCAGCAAUGGCAGAGGGCCACACCUAG